This is a messenger RNA of Neospora caninum, 5640 nucleotides long. RefSeq lists its product as hypothetical. The record is from RefSeq and is a predicted model, not a curated record. Lineage: Eukaryota; Apicomplexa; Conoidasida; Eucoccidiorida; Sarcocystidae. Bases 1 to 5640 code for a protein of 1879 amino acids. The transcript is spliced from 3 exons.
AUGGAGAACGCACUGGGUCACAACCCGCUGCUGGAAGGGGCGACGCAGCCCCGCAGCCCGCCGCGUUUCUUUCCAAACAGACGCGACUCUUCUUCGCCGAGUGCGGGGCGCGGGCGAGGCCACGGUCCCCAGAUCCGGCCGACGCAUGCAGUUUCAAUCUGCGAGACCCGCGAGGGAAACCCGGCACGAGAAGCGAAGACGAGCGAGACAUCUCCGUCGGGGUGUUUGUCGAGUUGUGGGGAAACGCGUGCCGCGGAGGAGGCCGGUGUCGGAGGGGCGAGGAAACGCAAGACACGUCGUCUUCCGUCCACGCCUCCGCCAGUGCCCAGCAAAAACCAAGACGCGUCCAACGAUGAAGAGCCUGGCGAUCGUGGCGACGGUUCGCCAUCGCGAAAACCUUCCCUAGUCUUCUCUCCCUCGUUUCGCGGGGCGCGUCCAGCCGCUGUCUCUUCCAGUCCCUCGGCGCCUCGUCUCCUGUCUCCUGGUCCCUCUCCCGUUUCAGAGGGUUGCGGUGAGCGCUACGGAGCGAAGCGCAGGAAACUUCUCUCGCCAUUCGGAAGCGUCUGGGCGAGGACGCGCCUCGCCUUCGACUUGCCCGACACUCUCCACAACGCCAAGCCUUCAGUUCCGCCUUCUCUCGCGUGCCUCAUGGCCGAAGCGCUCGCGGAUCACCUCUUCGCCUCUUCUGCCUUCUGGGCAAGUUUCCUCGGCCUCCCGUCCGCGGCGGAGGCCAACCGGAGCUCGGUGCGGCUGGGGGGGGUGACGUCUCCAUGCACGCACCAGCAAGAGACGGAAGAGGCGACGGGCGGCAGGGCCGAGGCUGACGGUCCUCGCGCCGGAGACGGCGACAGCAGCCAGGUGGCGAGGGACGAAGAAGAUGAGGCGCCCGAAGAGCCUCGAGCGGCCGAAGGCAAGACGGACCGAGAGGCCACGGCCGGGCGAAACCUGUGCAAGACGGAUGCGCAGAAGAGUUGCGAGUGUGAAGGAGAGCAGGGCGAGGCCAAGAGUCAGAGAGGAGACGACGGUACGGGCGAACCAAGUGUUGUGACCAAAUCACUGGGUGCCUUCGCUUCCCUUUCGCCAGCCUCCGUGCCUGGCUCUUCUCCAGCUUCGCCGCUCUGUCUUCCCGCGACGGAACACACUGAGUUUAGUGACGACCGGGAAACGGCGGAGACGCGGUGUCUUCAGCGACACAGUGAGACGCAUCUGCUUGCGCACGGUGCCUUCCGAGCCGUGGACAGUGCGCUGAGGGCGGGCGGGCGCGACUUGUUUUUCCCAGCUCACAUCGCAGCGCCUUGUCGCCUCUCGGCGCCUGCGCCCACGUCGGCGGACUUUGAAGCCGCGCGGAGCUACCAUCAGAGUCUCGCAGGUCAGCUGCGGCUCUUGGCCCUCGAGUUUUGCGAGCAAGAACGAGCGCAGAGGCGCGAAAGAGAACCAGAGAGAGACGAGGAAGCGGGGAUCGGGGCGGAAGGAGAGAGUCCGCCGAGGACGUGCUGUGCGGGAGGGGAGAUGGAGGAGAGUCGGGGCGAACCGGAAGGCACCUGUGAUGCAGGAACGCGCCAUAGAGGAGACGGCAAGGAGACACCGGAAGCGAUGGAGGCGGACGAGCCUCGUGCCAGGUCACGGUCUUCUCAGAGGAUGUCCUCUCCGAACUGCGGGGAGUCUCUCUCAUCGGCUGUCUCCGAGGGAACGCAGAAUGAGAGGUCUACUUUCGCCCUUUUCUCCCGGCAUCGCGGUUCUCCUGUGCCGUUCUUUGAGAAGGCAGAGACGAGCAUCAAACGCGAUCUGUGGAAGCGCUAUGGUGGUCGGCGCCGCGGCCUGUAUGAGUUGGGCGUCAGCGACGACGAGGGCGACCGAGAGAAUCUAGGACGUCCUCUCUGGAACGUCCUCUUCUGUGAACUUGACGCGACUGCGUGGGCCUCGUCGCUACGGGAGGCCACGGACUGCCGCGACUCGGGAAGCCCAGCCAGGCCAGUCUCUUCUUCGUGUCUCGUCGCGGGGGCCCUGAAGCUGCUGAAGGCGGCGUCUGCGCAUUCGGAGGCGUUCACCGUGUACGAGACCUGUGCGGAUCGCGGGCCUUGUGAGGCUCGGCCCAGAGACAAGGGCACCGCUGUCUCUUCGCCGGGGCGAGUCUCUGCGUCAGGGAUCCCCGAGGCAGAGACAGGAGGCAGGCCAGCGGCCGACCGCGAGGAGAGCAAAGAGGUCAACUCGGCGGAGACGCGCUGGGAGAACGCGCAGGCGGCGAAAGAGCCGCCCCGACAGCGCAAGCAAGCUCUGUCAGCAGCGGAGAGCGACCCAGCGGCGCCAGCGACGCCUUUCUUUCUUCCUUCUCCUCCGCUGCUUCGCGCAGCUCUUUUCUCCCUCGUUCAGCGCCUCUGGCCCACGCCGCAGGACGAAGCUCCCGCGGCUCUGUCUUCUUUCUUCUCUGCUCUCCGGGCGUGGCAGGGGACUCUAACGGCCACGGCAGGUGCGGGGGGCGACCUCCGAGACGGGCCACGGCCGGGCGACGCUCCGGUUCGCAGAUCGGCCGCGUUCGGCGAGGAGGAGACACGGCCCGUGCGAAGCCAGGGAGAGGGAUGUGCGCCGUUGCGUGCACGCGAUGUUCUCGGCAGCGCGGAGCGACGGGGCGCGAGUGGCACCAGCGAGGAGGCCAGGAGACAGACGAGAGUUGCAGUCUCGUCGGCUGACCUGGACGUCGCCCGCAGGGCUCUCGUGGAAGAAAUGCGCGCCUGCGCUGCAGUUCUCGCGCGGGUCCACGAAAGCGUCUGCGCAGUUCACGCCCUCUGUCGCGAAGAAGAGAGGGAGGAAUGGAGAGAGAAGCCGGAGGAAGGGCCGAGUCCACGAGAGACGCCACCCUGGGGCGACGACGCAGAGCCGGCAGGCAAGUGGGGAAUGACAACGGAAGGUGAAGACGACCAGGAGCCAGAGAGUGGGGCGGCGCCAGCAAACGCCGAACCUGGAGACGGCGAACGUGCAGAGGGAGAACGCGCCAGGUCCCGAGGCGAAGCAGACAGUCUCCGAGUGUCCCUUGCGCCCACGGACGCGUGUCUACGGAAGGCACCGGGUCUAGGCUUUUCGGCCCCACACCGAGACGGCGCCAGUCCCCCCUCGACAGAAGGACCGUGGGGCGAUGCGCUGCUGAGGGUGGAACGCGAAGGCGAGGGCGUGGGCAACGCCGGCGGCUGUGAGACUGCACAGGGUAGUCUCGACCUGAAGCUCGACGAGGCGUUCUGCCGUGUCGCACGAGACGUGCUGUUGUUGGAGGCGCUCCUGCAUCUCCCAGUCGGCGAUGUCUCGGGUCCAGGAGGGUGCCCAGACGUCGGCGAAGGCGAGCGGAUCUUGAGGCAGAUCGACCGGAGUCUCCAGGACGAAAACGAAGGUCGCGCGGGUGCGCUCGAGUGUCUUUGCGCCAACCUUUGUUUUUGUCGCGAUCUCGAGGAAAGCCGGCUCAGGGCUGCGCUGCGGUUGAGCCGACGGUCUGAGGGUCAACCUCAGCUGCAGGAAACGUGCGGCACCGGACAAGCGGGCGAGGCGGUAGGCGAGGCCGCCGACGAGAAAGAAAACGAGGAUGGAAACGCAGGUGAAGACGCGGCCGGAGGGCAGGCAGCUUGGCUCCACGGGCGCGUCGCCAGUGGCGAGGUGGAGACUCCGCCGCAACGGAAAAGGGGAGUCGGAGGAGCGAGGAAAGCCGAGAAGGUGCUACCGCAGGGCGGGGCGGAAGUCCGAGAACAGGGGGCGCCAUGGGCGACUUCGUGUCUCGAGUGUCCCUUGCCUUCCUCUCGAAACGAGAACUCAACACCGGUCGCCUCUUCCUGGGGGUGGGGCCAAGCCAACCAGUGGGCUGCCGGGCGACAGGAAGGGAGCGACGAAGGAGACAAAGAAGCCACAGACCUUGCAGAAGGUAGACCCUGGAAGGCAAAAGACCAAAGGCGCAGCUUGAUGUUGGAUAACGCCGAGUUGGGUGGGAGGCCGAGAGAAGUGGAGGACGACCUCGAGGUUCCGAGAGGAGACUCAUCUCCGAGAGGGUCGGGCUUUCCCGGUUUCCUCGACGGAGGCGCCGGAGGAAGGCACGGCGGUUUCUUUGAUCCGCAUUGGUUGGCGAGAUACGUCGACUGUGUUCGAGGUCUCGUCCAGCAAACCGCCCGGGAACUGUGCAUCUACAUCACUUUUGUGUGUGAGCACUGUUUGCCGGAAAGCCACUUCACAGCGUGGUAUGCGCACUGGGUAGGCCUCCGCAGCUACCACGAACUGCACGCGCAGCUGGCGAGAGAGCGAGGAGAGCUCGACGCCACUCUCGCGCACCUCGAGAGGGAGUGGGAGGAGGCACGAGACGCAGACGGCGCCACCGAGGGCGACGACUGGGCCGCCGAGUGCGAACGCGACGGAGAAGGCUUCAACUUGACUUUCUCGCAACUAGACAGACACGAAGAGCGACCGGGGAGGCCGUCGCCACAAAAACCGCGCCGACUCAGCGCAGUCGGCCAGCGACGAGGCCGGAGGAAAGGGAGACACGUGGAGGCACUCGAGAGAGGCGCCGAGGGCGCGCAGACUGCCCACAGGAGCGGCCGACCGAACGAGGCGAGGAGAGGGCGACACGAAGGGGCGUCCAGGGAACGAAGGACCGGCAGACAGCAGGAAGGGGGAGGCGCGAAGCGCGCGGGGACCCUCGCAGCGCGUCAGGCCUUUUCCUCGUCUGUGACUACCGCCCGGGACGCGCGGCGCAGCAAAGCUGGAUGCGGAGGAAGCGAAGAAAAGGCACGCCGACGGGGGCGGCACCAGGUGCCUCGAGAGCGACGGGAGGCAAGAGACGUGUAUACAGUGAAACGAGAAACGGGCAGCGAAGGGGAACGAGACGAAAUCGAAGACGUUCCGACCCAGACAGUGCGGACAGGGAGGCCUUGUUCCAUCUCUGCGUGGGUGAGAGGCCGGCGCGACCGCAAGAGCCGCCGCAUGCACUCGCCAGAAAAAAUCGCUUCUCUUGUCUGGGCGAAGCCUUUCCCAGAGUGCGCGACUCCGAGGACUGCUGCCGGGGAUUCUGUCUCCGCAUCGCGAUUUUCACAACACGCCCAUGACGACGGUUCUCCAGAGGGGAAUUGCCGCGAAAAGGUCCGAGCGUCGCGACCAAGAGAGUGGCAAAUGCUCCCAGGACGGCUUUCCGUUCCAACUGAGAUGGCGAGCCUCCAAACUGUCGAGGCAGCUUUGUGUCUAGCUGAGGCACGCGAGGAAGGCGACGGCGCGCAUGAGAGUGGACGCGAGCGCCGACGAGUGUGCAAAGACGAAAACGCGGACGAAGCUGGGCAAGCAGGAAACUCGCGGGCAUCGCGUGGACGAGGAUGGAGAGCUAGCUCUGGUGACACUGGGAGAAACAUCAAAGAUGAGACGCAUGCCUUCGAAGCGAGUGCAUUAGCGGUCAAGAAGGAAAGAAGGUUGCGGUGGACAGUGGAGGAAACGGAGGCAUUCGUUCGCGGUGUGAAUGAAUAUGGGGUUGGCAACUGGAAGAACAUCUCCCGGCACUAUGGACACCUUCUCGGGGGCAGAACAAACAUGCAGCUGAAGGAUAAAUGGCUGAACCUUGUGAAGCACGACCACGUCGUAGAAGAUCCACUUUCCGACACCUGGUUGCUGCGAGACACGGCUUAG